This is a messenger RNA of Peromyscus leucopus (white-footed mouse), 1374 nucleotides long. Its product is annotated as anomalous homeobox protein-like. The transcript is spliced from 8 exons. Gene Ontology annotation, molecular function: DNA-binding transcription factor activity, RNA polymerase II-specific; RNA polymerase II cis-regulatory region sequence-specific DNA binding. Gene Ontology annotation, biological process: regulation of transcription by RNA polymerase II. The record is from RefSeq and is a predicted model, not a curated record. NCBI's taxonomy places the organism in Eukaryota, Metazoa, Chordata, Mammalia, Rodentia, Cricetidae. The coding region runs from base 1 to 1374 and encodes 457 amino acids. Gene Ontology annotation, cellular component: nucleus; transcription regulator complex.
AUGGAGAAUUUCCUGAGGCUGCUGAGGGAGCAUGGGGACAGCCACUCUCCUCCACAAGAGCUGGUGACUCUCGCAGGCAAGCUGUGUCGGGACUUCCAACACAACCCUGUUCAGGUGUUAUCUUUGGUGGAAGCCAUUCUGGACAGCCAACAUCGUUGGCAUCUGCUGGAAAAUGCAGAUGUGGCACUGGUGUGCACCCAGGUCCUGAUCCAGCAGGAGCAGCAGUUUUCAGCCCUCCAGAUUCUAGAGGGGUGUCGGGUGCCAGGAGGCAGUAAGGAGCUGGUACAACUCUGGAAUGACAUUCACUACCACCUAACCAUGAGGAAGCUGGGUGUCACCAUGCUGAGCCCAGUGCAGAAGUUUCGCUGCAGGAAGAGGAACCCCCCACCUCCUACCCUCUGCCCUGCGGGCCCUAAGAGCCGGAACUUCCUCCCAGAGAUCCGCUGCCAUCUGCAGAACUUUGCCACAGGUGUGAGCACUUAUCCCAAGAAGGCCCAGUUGAAGGAACUGGCUUUGGAGACUGGCUUGACUCCUGAGCAAGUGUACAACUGGUUUGCCAAUUAUCGGCGACGUCAGAAGGCUUGUGCCCUGCACAUUGAAAAUCAGGAGGCCACAUCAGAAGUCUCCAGUGCAAGUAAGAGUGGUCCUGAAGCACUGCCACUUUCAGAACACCAUCAUGAGUCUGAAACUGUGUCUCAGUGGUCACUCUGUGGAUGUGAGGGGUACCAGGAGGAGCUAAGUUACCAUCCUGUCAACCUCACGUCCAUAUGUCCUGCCCCUGGCCUCUGUUCCCUGGCUGCUAGCAGCAACAUGCUUGAUUCCUCUAUGGCCACCCCUGAGUCAAGGAUGAUGUCCCUUGCACUGUCAUCUUCCAAGGAAGUUUUUCUCGACAUGGGGCAAAUGGACCAUAAAAACCAGCUGGAUUCUGGGAUGGAUCCUGAAGAUGCCCCCAUGGCCAUGGCCUUUGCUACCCUUAGCAAUCCCAGCCAUACAGAAUUUAUUGACCUCCACAGUAGUUGCUUCAAGAGCUUAUACCCAGAGGAUAGUCCAGGACUGAGCAGUGGGGAGGCAGCUUCCACUGAAGGCUCCAAAAUUCAUCAUCCCCACAGUUUUCUAGAGGUGUCACCAGCCUCAUCUGCCAUGCCAGCACCUGUAUCAACCAUGGAGCUAUGCCAAACCUUGCCCUCCAGCCAGGUGAGACACUCUGAGGUUUGCAUGGUUCUUCUCAGAGGUAGUUAUCCUGGGCAGUGCAGUGGCCUGACGUCCAGACCUCCUUCUUGGAAUGCUUUCUGGAGAGCCAUGAUGCUUUUUGAGUUUUCUCAGUGCAGCCUGGGCCAAACUACCCACGAGGAGAUGGGCCAGCACAUGGAAUGA